Mesorhabditis belari is the source of this 1227-nucleotide messenger RNA. The record is from the annotation of a GenBank genome assembly. NCBI's taxonomy places the organism in Eukaryota, Metazoa, Nematoda, Chromadorea, Rhabditida, Rhabditidae.
AUGUUCACUUAUUAUCGAAUCGUCAUUCUGAUCGUCUCAUUUUUUGCUUUGAGUGCCCUCUCAUCCAACUAUCUCAUCAUAAAUCUCACUUUCAUUUGUAUGCAAGAUGAUCUCAAAGAUGGAAUGACGAGUGCAAAUCAAACUCUCGUCAGCCGUUAUGCAUAUUCUCCAUCCGAGAAAAGUCUUAUCAUCUGGGCAGUGGCCAUCGGAACAGUUAUCGGCACUUUCCCUUUCAAUUUCGCUUUUAUCCGAUGGGGAGCCAAAAUCCCAUUCCUUAUUGGUGGAGUCCUUUCGAUAAUCUCCACCGGUUUAACUCCUUUGGCCGCUUCACUGUCGCUGCCGUUCUUAUUAGUACUUCGAUUGAUACAGGGAAUCGCCUAUUCAGCUGAUUUCUCAGCAAUCGGCGUCAUCACAUUGAGAUGGGCUCCCCUCGAUGAGAUGAGCAUCUUUAUCGCUGUGAUGACCUCCUUCAUUAGCUUCUCCACAUUUAUCACAAAUUCCGCAUCAGCAUGGUUCUGUACGUCGUCGCUUGGUUGGAGAUGGGCUUUCUACUCACAUACCAUUGCUACCGUAGUUAUCUUCAGUCUCUGGAUGUUGAUCUACAAAGAUGACCCAACAAAGCACAAAAGAGUGACAAGGGACGAGUUGAAGAAGUUGCAAAAAGACAAAACAAAAGCCGAGCUGGAGAUCGAUUAUUUUGUGCCGUACACGGCAAUCCUGAAAAACGUGAGCGUGUGGGUGCUUUGGUUAAACGGUUUGGCGUUGAUCUCGUCGUUGACCUUUUUGAUUAUUUACAUGCCAAUGUAUCUACAUGAUGUCCUCAAGUUCGAUGUUUCCACAACGGGAAUGCUUGCCGCCAUCGGCCCUCUCAUACACACGCUCACCAAAUAUGUUUCCGGGUUUUUCAGUGACAAAGUCAAAAUCAUCAGUGAAAACAAAAAGCUUCAAAUUUGCAAUGUGCUGGCAACUGGCGUGCCCGGAAUUCUAUUCGUUUUGAUCGGCCUAGCUAGGCAUCAGUGGAAUGGAAAUUUCGCGAUUGCUCUAAUAUUUGGAGUCUUUUUCACGAUGGCCGCCAACUGUGGUGGCUAUUGGAAAGCUACGACGUUGAUCUCAAGACAAUACGCGCAUUUUGUGCUCUCUGUGAUCCAAUUCAUGAAAUCGGUGGCUCUUUUCACAGCGCCCAUCAAAUGGUAUCUCUUCAUCCGGAAUGAAAGAGGUAAAUUGAUU